Symbiodinium sp. CCMP2592 is the source of this 2475-nucleotide messenger RNA. NCBI's taxonomy places the organism in Eukaryota, Dinophyceae, Suessiales, Symbiodiniaceae. The record is from the annotation of a GenBank genome assembly.
AUGGUGCCGCUUGUUAGCCUGGACUCGUCGUCUCCUUUCCAUGGUUGUGCUUCCUCAAUGUUGCAGACAGCUGUGGACAGCUGUGGCAAGGUCGAUGGCCUUUAUGAGCAUUGUUUCGACGAGCGGAUCCAAAGGGACCUGGAGAGAAAGUUGAACCUCCGUCUAUCGGACUACAUGCUUGCUCAGGUGAAGAGUCAUCCUGAUGUCCGAGGGGUUGGACUGACGAAGCGGCGGCAACCGGGUCUAGCGGGCCUCAUGCGGGGACAGGCCCAGCAAAGUGCGCUCAGUGCUGUUGGAGAGCGGAUGGAGGCGGACAAGGGCCAGCAAGCCCAAGCUUUGCUGCAGAACUUGCAGAAGUCUCUGGGAGAGUUUGCAUCUCGCCAUCGCGACCGCAUCAACUCCGACCCUCAGUUCCGUAAGUCCUUUUGCGAGAUGUGCAUUGCUGCUGGUGUGGAUCCGCUGGCAAGCAGCAAGGGUCUCUGGGAUGAGCUGUUGGGAGUUGGCCAGUUCUACAACGAUUUGGCGGUGCAAGUGUUAACACUUUGUCUCACAAGCCGGGAUGAGAACGGUGGCCUGUUGGACUUGAAGCAGUGUCUCACGACUCUCAGACGCUCUCGCGCUCGGGGCGAUCUCGGCUUGGAGGAUAUCGAAAGAGCAGUGGACUGCUUAGCCCAACUCGGCCCCGGUGUUUCCAUCCGAAUUUGCGGAAAGCAUCGCCUCAUCUGUUCCAUUCCCGAGGAGCUGAGCGACGACCCGGCCCAAGCAUUAGACCUCGCAGCUCGCAGAGGGGGAAAGAUCUGUGCUGAGGAUUUGAUCAAGACUGGAUGGGGUUCAGAGCGAGCCGAGAGUGCUCUCCGCCAUUGCAUCCGUGAGGGCUUGUGCUGGGUUGACACCCAAGAUGACCAGGUGCCCACAUGGUGCUGGUUUCCGAGCAUCGCCCUUGCGGAGAUGGACAAAUCCGGUCUGGGCUUGACCGGCACCGUGAAGACCAAAAAAUUGUGGUCAGCGAUGAGCGAAUUCGACCCGGAAGUGGCCAAAAAGUUCGAUGAGCUGCUCACCGCUUGCUGGGAAGCACCACAAACGAAGGAGACAGACAACAGCUGGUGGAAUUCUGGCAGUGGCGGUUGGGGCGGAGGCAAAAACGAUGAUGAUGAUUGGGGUACAUGGAAAGACCGAAGUCGCUCAACUCGGGGAGAUCGAACUGCCCGCAAAGAAAAUGGAGCCUCUUACGGUUGGGCCCAGCCGACCCAAGGCAAGCAGAAAGCCAAGGAGGAGCCUCCUCCAAAGAAGGCGAAGCUUGCUCAGAAACUGUCGCAGGUCAAGGGUGACAAGGACAACAAGAUCAAUAGCUUUAGGGAGGCUUUUAUUGACAAUCCUGGUCCUCCACGUCAGAUGCCCUAUGCAAAUCAGCACGACGAUCGCGCUGACAGCUUUGUAGGGGGUGAGGGCUUCGACACGCGCAGUGAAGGAGGCAAGUCGACCGCUUCCGGCGAGCCGAUAAGGGGCCGCAAUACGGACCCUGAGCGCUCCUUCAUGCGCUUCUGCGGGCAGCCGAAGCCGGAAGAUGUUCGGCCGCUGCACGUCCUGCGGGAGGCUCUCUUGCUGGCCAAAGAGAAGUGGAGGAGCCAAAGAGAUUGGAGCCAUGUUGGUGAGAUGUUAAGAAGCAUCUCACAAGACUUGAGGGUUCAGCAUUUGCACAACGGCUUUGCUGUCGAGGCUCACGAGUAUUGGGCAGAAGUCGCCCUCGAAUCAGGGGACUUUCGUGCCUUCAACACAGCAGCGCAAGAGCUGGAGGCCUAUUACGAGGACCCGGAGCUGGAGCAAGGUGCCGCCAAAGUGAAGGAGAUCUUAGCAUGGUACAUCCUGUACUUGGCCAUCGAGGGCGAGGGGGUGGCCACCAGCCGCUUCUUGCAGAAGCACUCGAAGCGCCUUGGUGUUGGCCAGGAGACCACGACACCUGUCGUGCAGUUCGCUCUGAGUCUCCGAAGAAAUCUGGCGCAGCAGCGAUUUCUGCAAGUCGUUAAAACUCUGGGUUCACAGCCCGCUGACAAUAAGAAAGAUGUCGCUGAAACACUGAUCCCUAACAGUCUGAGGCUGGAGAUGCUUCGCAAAGCCAAGCUUGAGGCGCUCAUCUCGCUUUGCAAGGCCUUUGACAAGAUGAGGGAUCUACGGCGCUCCCGCCUGGAAAGCCUAGAUCUUCUCUCUGAGGUUGAUGGCGGCAGUGAGCUGCCCAUCAUCUACCAGGAACCAGACGCUGACUUGGUCGACACUCACGCAACUCAUGAAGAGGCAAAGAAGCUGCUCGGGCAGCACGACAAGCGGCAGGUGCUACCAACAGGAGGCGUACGUAUUGUUCGCCGUCUGGGCCGGCCGUCCAAUGACCACCUGACAAAUUUCGUCCGCCAAAACAGCGGAGCGAACGCUGCGACGAAACCGCAACGGAAGCAGCCAAAAGUUACAAACCCUCGCGAGUAA